GAAAAAUCUACGGCCACCAGCAAGUCGCAAAGCGCAUUUACCAAAAAUAAUUCUCUCUUUCUGCUCUCUCUCUCUCUCUCUCUCUCUCUCUUCACACUCAACUACCAGAGCCAUUUGCUACUGCUCUGAGUCUCUGACAUUUUUUGUACGAAUAUGAAGGACAAUGAUCCCCCAAAAAUUACAUCAAUACCUGCAGCCACAGCCGCUGCCACCACCACCACAACAAUAACACCGAAGAAGCAUGCCUCCGAUGGUUUUCUUUUUCGUAAAACUCGAUACAAGUUCUGGGUCUUAGCUGCAAUUCUCCUUCUUGCAUUUUGGUCCAUGUUCACUGGCUCCGUUACUCUCAAAUGGUCCACCGGUAACCUUUCCCAUCUCAACGACGAUCUCGACUUUCCGAUCCUCGAUGAUGAUCUCGACAUCCUUGAACUGGAGGAGAAAAAGCAUUUGGUGAGGCGUAUGUGGGAUAUCUACACCCAUAGCUCAAGCACAAAAUUGCCUCGUUUUUGGCAAGAGGCUUUUGAAGCUGCUUAUGAAGCUUUGGCUAGUGAUGUUACUGACAUUAGAGAUGCUGCCGUUUCCGAGAUCGCCAAGCUGUCUCUUCUCUCCUUCAAUCCUCACCCGCUUCCCGUUCAAUUUACACCAGACACAAGCCAUGGGUUUGAAGAGUCCCAUGCUAAAAGAGGAAAGCAAAAGGUCUAGCCAAUAACAGGAUAUCUUGUUUUUAUUUUGAGCAUGUUGAAACUUGUUGCGCCUACUCAGAGUUUAACAGGAGGCUGCAACGGAUUGGAACUUUACAUCAUCUGUUACACUGAUAUAAGAGAUCAGUUACGUAACACUCCCAUUUGCCAGUCCAUUUUCUUCUAUAACAAUCAAUAUUAUAUGCUGAAAGUGAUUGUAUAAAUCUUUCUUUCAAAAUAAGUACUGCAUACGUACAUGUAAAUGCCUUUGGACGUUGAACUUGAACUGUUCUUUGUAAUGGUCAGAAAAGUAAACAGUAUCAUCACUUGAUUCUCCAGACUUGUAAAAUUAUAAAUGAAUAUGAAUUUCGUUCAUCUUUUCA
Hevea brasiliensis (rubber tree) is the source of this 1063-nucleotide messenger RNA. RefSeq lists its product as uncharacterized. NCBI's taxonomy places the organism in Eukaryota, Viridiplantae, Streptophyta, Magnoliopsida, Malpighiales, Euphorbiaceae. The record is from RefSeq and is a predicted model, not a curated record. Bases 154 to 702 code for a protein of 182 amino acids. The transcript is spliced from 3 exons.